Marmota monax (woodchuck) is the source of this 7993-nucleotide messenger RNA. RefSeq names its product membrane associated guanylate kinase, WW and PDZ domain containing 1 (gene Magi1). The record is from RefSeq and is a predicted model, not a curated record. Gene Ontology annotation, cellular component: cytoplasm. Bases 618 to 5117 code for a protein of 1499 amino acids. Gene Ontology annotation, molecular function: protein binding. Gene Ontology annotation, biological process: signal transduction. The transcript has 24 exons. NCBI's taxonomy places the organism in Eukaryota, Metazoa, Chordata, Mammalia, Rodentia, Sciuridae.
CUCGCCGGGCCGCUGAGCUCCGCGGCGCGGAAUAGAAUGAACUGUAACAAAACAAGUCGAGCCUUUGUAUCUGCUUAAAGGGGCCGCGGGCACUUCCCUCCGGUCCCCUCCACCCCCGCCCCGCAGCCGCGUCUCCAGGGCUCCCAGCAACUGGCUGGAAGGGCUUCCCUCGUCCUCUGGAACAGCCCGCCAGCGAGGAGUGGAGAGCCGGGCGGGAAGCAAAGAGGAGGCGCCGCAUUUUCUAAAAAGGCAAGAAAGAAAGGAAGAGAGGAAAGAAAAAAAAAAAAUCCUCGGAGAGGCGCAGAGUGGACUCUGGCCCGGGAGAGCGCGAUCGGGCGCCGGAACGUGGACCGAGAGGCACCGGAAUGCAAACAAAGCUCGCGGGCGCCUGUGCAGGGCUCGCGGAGGAGCCCAGAAAGUUUGUUUUAUGAUGAUGGCUUGAGUGCGCGAGGGUGUGCAGGGGAGCGAGGCUGCCCAGGGGCUCUCCCGCGGCGUAAUUUGGGGGAGAGAUGUUUCUCCUAUGAACCCGAGGAGACUUGGGGGCUUGUGCUGUGGGGGGCACCUGUCUCAUUUUUACUCUUUUUUUUUUUUUUUGAGGAGGAGGGGUUCCACUCAUCAUGUCGAAAGUGAUCCAGAAAAAGAACCACUGGACUAGCAGGGUUCACGAAUGCACCGUGAAGCGGGGACCUCAGGGCGAGCUGGGGGUGACGGUGCUGGGGGGCGCGGAGAACGGGGAGUUUCCAUAUGUUGGAGCAGUGGCGGCCACCGAGGUGGCGGGGCUCCCCGGCGGUGGCGAGGGCCCGAAGCUGAGCGAAGGAGAGCUGCUUCUGGAGGUGCAGGGGAUCCGGGUGUCCGGUCUGCCCCGCUAUGACGUGCUGGGGGUCAUCGACAGUUGCAAGGAGGCCGUCACCUUCAAAGCCGUCAGACCAGGAGGGAGGCUCCACAAGGACCUGCGACAUUUUCUCAAUCAACGGUUCCAGAAAGGGUCCCCGGAUCACGAGCUGCAACAGACCAUAAGAGAUAACCUCUACCGCCACGCUGUGCCUUGCACCACCCGAUCUCCCCGGGAAGGAGAAGUGCCUGGCGUGGAUUACAGCUUCCUGACUGUGAAGGAGUUCUUGGAUCUCGAGCAGAGCGGGACUCUUCUGGAAGUUGGCACCUAUGAAGGAAACUAUUAUGGGACACCCAAACCUCCCAGCCAGCCAGUCAGUGGGAAAGUGAUCACAACGGAUGCCUUGCAAAGCCUUCAGUCUGGCUCCAAGCAGUCGACCCCGAAGCGCACCAAGUCCUACAAUGACAUGCAAAAUGCUGGCAUAGUCCCCGCGGAGACCGAGGAGGAGGAUGAUGUUCCUGAAAUGAACAGUAGCUUUACAGCCGAUUCUGGGGACCAGGACGAGCACCCUCUCCAAGAAGCAGCUCUUGCGCCUGUGAAUAGUAGCCUCGUUGCUGCUCCCAUCACGGACCCUUCUCAGAAGUUCCCUCAGCACCUACCUCUUUCCGCAGAGGAUAAUUUAGGUCCUCUGCCUCAAAACUGGGAGAUGGCCUAUACCGAAAAUGGAGAAGUCUACUUUAUAGACCAUAACACAAAAACAACGUCUUGGUUAGACCCUCGGUGCCUGAACAAACAGCAGAAGCCUCUAGAAGAGUGUGAAGAUGAUGAAGAAGGGGUACACACCGAGGAGCUGGACAGUGAACUAGAACUGCCUGCUGGUUGGGAAAAGAUCGAAGAUCCUGUCUAUGGUGUCUACUAUGUAGACCACAUCAACAGGAAGACUCAGUAUGAGAACCCAGUUCUAGAAGCCAAACGGAAGAAGCAGCAACAACAGCAGCAGCAGCAGCAGCAGCAGCAGCAGCAGCAAUCCCAGCAGCCGCCACCCCCAGAAGAUUGGACAGAAGAUCAUUCAUCCCUCGUGCCUCCUGUUAUUCCAAACCACCCCCCAAGCAAUCCGGAGCCAACCAGGGAAGCUCCACUUCAGGGCAAACCCUUUUUUACACGAAACCCUUCUGAGUUGAAAGGCAAGUUCAUCCACACGAAGCUGCGGAAAAGCAGUCGUGGCUUCGGCUUCACGGUAGUUGGAGGGGACGAACCCGACGAGUUCCUCCAGAUCAAGAGCUUGGUCCUGGACGGUCCUGCCGCCCUGGAUGGCAAGAUGGAAACAGGCGAUGUCAUUGUCAGUGUGAACGACACCUGCGUCCUGGGACACACGCACGCGCAAGUUGUGAAAAUCUUCCAGUCUAUCCCCAUUGGUGCCAGCGUGGACCUUGAACUCUGCCGAGGUUACCCAUUGCCUUUUGACCCAGAUGACCCCAACACCAGUUUAGUGACCUCGGUGGCUAUUUUGGACAAAGAGCCCAUUAUCGUGAACGGACAGGAGACCUACGAUUCCCCAGCGAGCCACAGCAGUAAAACAGGCAAAGCCAGCAGCAUGAGGGACGCCAGGCCCAGCAGCCCCGCGGAUGUGGCCUCCACCGGCUCCCACGGGUACCCCAACGACACCGUGUCCUUGGCCUCGUCCAUCGCCACGCAGCCGGAGCUCAUCACCGUGCACAUAGUCAAGGGGCCCAUGGGCUUCGGGUUCACUAUCGCCGACAGCCCGGGGGGUGGGGGCCAGAGAGUGAAGCAGAUCGUGGACAGUCUGAGGUGCCGGGGCUUGAAAGAAGGGGACCUCAUCGUGGAGGUCAAUAAGAAGAACGUGCAGGCCUUGAGUCACAACCAGGUGGUGGAUAUGCUCAUCGAGUGUCCCAAGGGAAGCGAGGUCACCCUGUUGGUGCAGCGAGGAGGACUGCCCGUUCCCAAGAAGAGCCCAAAGUCGCAACCACUGGAAAGGAAAGACAGCCAGAGUAGUUCUCAACACAGCGCUUCCAGCCACCGGAGCCUGCACACGGCGUCCCCGAGUCACAACACGCAGGUGCUCCCCGAGUACCCACCCACCGAGGCUCCCGCUCCAGAUCAGACCGACAGCUCUGGGCAGAAGAAACCAGAUCCUUUUAAAAUCUGGGCCCAGUCCAGGAGCAUGUAUGAAAACCGACCUAUGUCACCUUCGCCUGCAUCGGGAUUGAGCAAGGGGGAAAGAGAGAGAGAAAUCAGUUCCACGAAUUUUGGAGAAUGUCAGAUUCCCGACUACCAGGAACAGGACAUCUUCCUCUGGAGAAAAGAGACUGGAUUCGGAUUUAGGAUUCUAGGUGGAAAUGAGCCGGGGGAACCUAUUUAUAUUGGUCACAUCGUACCACUGGGUGCUGCUGACACAGACGGCCGCCUGAGGUCUGGCGAUGAAUUAAUCUGUGUGGAUGGGACACCAGUAAUCGGGAAAUCACACCAGCUCGUGGUCCAGCUUAUGCAACAAGCUGCCAAACAGGGCCACGUCAAUCUCACAGUGCGGCGAAAAGUGGUGUUUGCUGUCCCGAAGACCGAGAACGAGGUGCCCUCGCCAGCCUCCUCCCACCACAGCAGCACCCAGCCGGCCUCGCUGACGGAGGAGAAGCGCACCCCGCAGGGCAGCCAGAACUCCCUCAACACCGUGAGCUCGGGCAGCGGCAGCACCAGCGGCAUUGGCAGCGGCGGCGGCGGGGGCAGUGGCGUGGUCAGCACCGUGGUCAGCACCGUGGUGCAGCCCUACGACGUGGAGAUCCGGCGCGGGGAGAACGAGGGCUUCGGCUUCGUCAUCGUGUCCUCGGUGAGCAGGCCCGAAGCAGGCACGACCUUCGCAGGCAAUGCAUGUGUGGCUAUGCCUCACAAAAUAGGUCGGAUUAUUGAGGGGAGCCCUGCUGACCGCUGUGGCAAGCUGAAAGUAGGAGACCGGAUCUUGGCAGUAAAUGGAUGUUCCAUCACCAACAAAUCCCAUUCAGACAUUGUCAACCUAAUCAAGGAAGCAGGAAACACAGUUACCCUCCGCAUCAUUCCUGGGGAUGAGUCCUCAAAUGCCACUUUGCUGACCAAUGCAGAGAAGAUUGCCACCAUCACCACCACACACACCCCUUCUCAGCAAGGGGCCCAGGAGACAAGGAACACCGCCAAACCAAAGCCGGAAUCUCAGUUCGAGUUCAAAGCUCCCCAGGCUACCCAGGAGCAAGAUUUUUACACUGUGGAACUGGAAAGAGGAGCCAAGGGAUUUGGCUUUAGUCUUCGAGGGGGUCGAGAAUAUAACAUGGACCUCUAUGUUCUGCGCUUAGCAGAGGAUGGUCCUGCAGAAAGAUGUGGAAAGAUGAGGAUUGGUGAUGAAAUUCUAGAGAUCAAUGGCGAGACCACCAAAAACAUGAAGCACUCUCGGGCCAUUGAACUGAUUAAGAAUGGUGGCCGCAGAGUUCGUCUGUUUCUGAGGCGGGGAGACGGCUCGGUCCCGGAAUAUGACCCCAGCAGCGACCGGAACGGCCCCUCCGCCGGUGCACAAGGCUUUCCGGAAGUGAGGGCCGGACCGGAAGUGAGGGCCGGACCGUCCGGCCGCCAGCACUCAUCAUUGGAGUCCAGUUACCCACCCGACGUUCACAAAUCAUCACCACAUGGGGAGAAGCGGGCACACGUGAGAGACCCAAAAGGCAGCCGAGAGUACAGCAGACAACCCAAUGAACACCACACCUGGAAUGGAACUUCCCGAAAACCCGACGGCGGGGCCUGCCGACCCAAGGACAGGGCGCCCGAGGGACGCCGAGACGCGCAGGCCGAGCGGAUGGCGACCAACGGGCCCAAGAGGAGGUCCCCGGAGAAGCGCCGGGACGGCACGCGCAGCGCCGACACCACCCUGGAGAGGAGGGAGAAGCCCGAGAAGAGGCGGGAAGGGUCUCCCGAGCGCCGGCGGGAGCGGUCCCCCACGCGCCGAAGGGACAGCUCGCCCAGCCGGCGGCGGCGGUCCCUUGAAAGACUCCUGGAUCCCAGAAGGUCCCCGGAGCGAAGGAGAGUGGCCUCGCCCGAGAGGAGGGCCAAGUCCACCGAUCGGAGACGGGCCCGGUCCCCCGAGCGCCGCCGAGAGCGUUCGCUGGACAAAAGGAGCCGAGAGGACCGAGGUGGCCACCGCGAGCGGGAAGAGGCGACUCUGAAACAGGAAGUGGGCAGAAGUUCCAGAAAUCCCCCGGAGCAGAGGAGGCGACCUUAUAAAGAAUGUAGCACCGACCUCAGUAUCUGAGACUUGACACGCAUUCCAACCUUUACCAUGUCAAAGGUUCUAAGAGGAAGGUCACAAACCUGAAAUAAUUUAGUUUUCUUACCUUAGGAAGCAUCUCUGACACCUGGUGAUCCUAUGAAUAGCUACAAACAUUUUAUGCAUUUGAGAUCUUCUAAGAAAAAAAAAUUAUAUAUGAAAAGUCUUGUGCCUGAUGUAUAAAUAUUAAAGAAAGUAUUUUUAAAUGCAUACUUUUUUUUGGAAAUUAUUUGCCAAAUACUGGCCCAAAGGGAUAUAGAUUUUGUUUCUAUAGAAAGCGUGGAAUUGUCAAGAAUUUUUUUUCCCUUUUUUUUUUUUUUCUUUGGGCAAUCUUUUUCUCUCCUGUUAAAAUGGGGCGGUUGGUCAUGUUUCUCUUUAAGGACGGGAAAUUAUUAAGUUUAAUUAAUGAUCGAGACUGUUAUAUAGUGAUGUAGUGCUAUACUGUAGACAGGAGUUUUUCUUCAAAGCAAAAAGGCAAACUUCUAUUUGUAAAAACUGAGGACCUCUUGGGAUGGAUUAGGAUUGCCAAUGAUCCUAAAAUUAAGCAAACUGUAAUGACAAGACUACUAUUGCAAAUGAAGGAUAUUUAUAGCUUUUUAAACUGCGGCAGCACAAAGAAAUUUUUUUUUUUUUUUUUUUUUUUUUUUUUUUUUGUCCUUGGGUUAGAAUUGAUUCGAAACAGUUUGUACUCUCUCUGGCCCAGGAAGGCACAGAGACAAGAAGGUUGGCCGCCAUUACCCAAACACAGCCUAAGCACAGAUUGUCAGGUUCAUUAGCAUCUCCCCCGUGGAAUAAGAUCUCAUUUAAGGCAGUUCCAUGGCAGCCUUACUCAACUACUAGAAGGAACAGACAACCUACACCUGUGUUGUCUGGCCGGUGGUCUGAUUUGAAGCUGAAUAUUUGAUGGAAUGUAGGACAGUGUGCUGGGUAUGAGGGAGACAUAAAUAUCACCACCACGAUGAAAAGUAUGGCCCCCUUUUUUGCAUAGCCCAUGAUUGCCCUUUGCCAAAUUAGGGAGGAAGGAGUGACGUUUGGUGGAUGAAAUUCUCUUUUGAGAAUUUAAAGAAAUGACAGCUGGGGCUGCUCAUUCAUAGAAAUGCCAAUUGCACUUUGAAACCAUAAAGUUUUUAGGUUGGUCAAAGGGGAAGCAAGGAAGUGAUCCCAGUGGUUCUAGUCCUGGUUGGGAAACCUCUGCCCUCAUGACCCUGUCCUUUAGUCUUUGGACAGCAGAACAAAAACAAUGAUUUUUCUUUUUAAAAAGACCCAUUCUUCCUGAAACCCUCAGGUGGUGUGGUUGGGUCGGCUGUAGCCCCAGGAUGUGGUUUAAAUGGAUUACUGCCUAGCUGAGCCAAAACGUUUGCUUGUACCUGUUGGACCACUACAGCAAACCGCUGCUUACAGUGCAUUGUGUAUUUCUGUAGUACUGUUUUGCAUUUUCCGUACAGACACAAAACUUUGCAAGUCAAUCACUGUUGUUCCCAUGGUACUGUAUUGAAAAAAGAAAAAAAGAUUAAAAAAAAAAAAAAGACAGCCAGCCAAUCAUUGUGUGUACAGAGUUAAAAAUUGUAAUUAAUAGAGCCUGUUGAAAAAAAAAUGUUGCCUUUUUUUCUUGUAUAAAAGAGAAUUUAUGACAAAAAUUUAGCUGUGAGGAAUGUGAUAUGUGUUUAUAUUUCUGAAUAUGAACAAAUUGAUUCAUGGGGAUAUAUUUUAAUGUAAACUAAAUCAGGUAUGUAAAGUUGUUUUAAAAUGGGAGACUAUAUAAGUAAUUCUCUAAAGCUUUAGUUGGUUUGGGAUAUCAUCAUUUCUUCCAUGGUGAGCCUGCUUGUGAAUUAUUAAGCACUUGUUUGCAUUCUCUGUUCUUCACUCAUUUAUUUCUUACAGUGUGCUAUGGACUUAAUGCUCUUUCUGUAUUGAUGAAAAGCAGUAUGUGGGCCAAUCUUUUUAUAAAACACUAUGCAUAUAUAAAUAUUACAUUGUUCAUAGCUUUAUUUGAUUUAUGGGUUUAUACACAACACUAGAAUGAAUAGCUAUAGUAGUGUGGACAUUUACAAAACAAGUUCCUUUCCUGGAACAGAAACAAUGUACAUUCUGUAGCUAAAAAGGAGGGAAAAAGUCUGUGGAUGCUAUUUUUAUUAUCCGAGUUUUCCAUGCAAAGCUUACAUUGAGCUGUAGGAGGAAGACUGAGGAAGAGUACAACUGAAUAAUGAUGUUUUUUUCCGUCAAUUUCCUAAGAGCCAACUUGGAGAUUUUAUUCCUAAGGCUGCAGUGCUAGGAUUUUUCUCACUAGUUCUAGCACAACCUGAGAUGUUAAAUGACUGACACUCUCAUUUGGGGUCCAGGGUUUUAAAUAAUUGAAAUCAAGGUGCAUUUUUGGAGUGUAUCCUUAAGUUAACAUCUUGACUGUCUUGCUUGUUGUAAGAGAUAUUUGAUGUGUUAAAAAUCUGUGCUACCGCCCCAGCUUGUUUCAGUUCAUGAGGACUUUUGGUGUGGUAAUUUCACCUUAGUUCCACACAUCAGAUUUGCUUUGAAAAUAUUGUACUGUACAGGGACUAUGCAUUAAGCAGAAAGAUAUAGUUUUCUUUGAACUACUGUAACCUUAAAUUGGAAACUGAUUCUUGUGAGCCUACUUUCCCUAACCCCCCACUCCAUGUAAAUGUGUUGAUGAGCGAUGAUGGAUGAGAAUUUUGUAUGACUUAUACCAUUUAGGAAUUCCCCUCCCUCUUUUACACAGUUGAUGCCUGAAAGAAUGUUGGGGAGCAGAGUCAACACCCUACUUGUAUUUUUUAAGUUUCUUUUGUGAAAGAUUUUUUAAUGCAUUUUUACUGUAAAAAUACAUGGAAAUGUAUGCAUUCCAUAACCAC